AUGUCCAACCUCUUUUCCCCAAUCAAGAUCGGCGACAUCACCCUCUCGCACCGUGUUGCACUCGCUGCUCUUGGUCGUUUCCGUUCCGACGCGUCGCACGUUCACUCAAGCGGUCACGGCUUCACGUACUAUACCCAGCGCGCGACACCUGGUGGGCUCCUGAUCACUGAGGCUACUCCUGUCCACCCUAGGGCUGGAGGUUACGCUCAUAACUCUGCGAUCACGACGGAGGCCCAGAUCGCUGCGUGGAAGAAGAUCGUGGACGGGGUCCACGCGAAAGGCGGCUUCAUUUUCAUGCAAAUAUGGGCCAUGGGACGUGCCGCUAGGCCAGACAUACUCAAGGCCCAAGAUCCGUCCUGGGACGUCGUCUCUGCCUCUCCAUUAUACUACCCCGAGACCGACACCAUGCCCCGCGAGCUCACCAUUCCCGAGAUCCGCGAGUUCGUCGCAUAUCACGCCGAAGCCGCACACAACGCAGUCCAUCUCGCCGGGUUCGACGGGGUCGAGAUCCACGCUGGGAACGGAUAUUUGAUAGACUCUUUUCUGAAGGACGUAUCGAAUUGGAGGACGGACGAGUACGGGGGGAGCAUCGAAGCAAGGUGUCGGUUUGCGUUGGAGGUUAUCGACGCGAUAGUGAAGGAGGUAGGCGAGAAGAGGACGGGAAUACGGUUGAGUCCAUUCUUCAAGGGAAACCAGAUGGACAUACCCGAUCCGGUCCCGACCUUCUCCCACCUCGUCUCCCGUAUCGGCUCUCUCCACCCCAACCUCGCCUACAUUCACUCGACAGAACCCCGCGUCGACGGCACAUACGGCGUUGUCGACGACUUCCAGACUUUAGCACCCGAUGUUGGCUCAGGCAACAACUUCAUCCGUGAGCUCUGGGGUGAGAGGCCAUUCCUUGUCGACGGUGGGUUCAAGGCGGAUACGGCAUUGUUGGAUGCGGAGAAGCAUCCGUGGGACGUGGUCGCGUUUGGGCGGAUGUUCCUUGCGAAUCCUGAUCUUCCGCGCAGGAUAAAGGAGGGUAUAGAGCUCAACGUGUACGACCGGUCAACGUUUUACACUCCAGAGACUCCAGUGGGGUACAUCGACUACCCUUUCGCCGAAGAGGUGCAGGCGAAGCGGCAACCCAGCCAGACAGAAAUUUGA
This is a messenger RNA of Stereum hirsutum FP-91666 SS1, 1146 nucleotides long. Its product is annotated as FMN-linked oxidoreductase. Gene Ontology annotation, molecular function: NADPH dehydrogenase activity; FMN binding. The transcript has 4 exons. The record is from RefSeq and is a predicted model, not a curated record. Lineage: Eukaryota; Fungi; Basidiomycota; Agaricomycetes; Russulales; Stereaceae. The coding region runs from base 1 to 1146 and encodes 381 amino acids.